AUGGGCGGAAGGUCAUUCAUCCACGAGUUCUCGACUGGUGUUUAUCAAGAUGGUGUAGGAUCCAACAUGGUUCAAGACCAACCCGUGACAGCACACAUUUACGAGUUCACCACCCAACUUUUGGUAGACAGUGACCUGAAGUUCAAGGGAUUAGAGAAGGGAAUUGUGCCCACACAGAUCAUCUUCUGCAUGAAAGAGCGCAACCAGAAGAAGAUCAACUCUCACUGGUGGAUGUUCAAUGCCUUCUGUCCACUUCUUCAGCCCAACGUCUGUGUGCUUCUCAAGGUGGGCACCAAACCGGGCCCGCGCAAAGGCUGGCUCGGACUACUCAACCCCAUAGUGGCCGCUCAAAACUUCGAAUAUAAAAUGUCAAACAUCUUGGAUAAACCAACGGAAUCCAACAAUGAGAUCGGGCGAGGACCGCUAGCGUCGUACUUCAAGGGCGAAACGCUUGCCGGUCGGGAUGCGGAUGUGUUUACGUCGAACAUGUAUCUGGCCGAGGACCGGAUCCUGUGCUGGGAGCUGGUGGCCAAACGCGGGCACAACUGGGUGCUCAAGUACGUCAAGAGCGCCUGGGGCGAGACCGAUGUGCCCAACGAGGUCCCAGAAUUCAUCAGUCAGCGCUGUCGUUGGCUCAACGGAAGCUUCUUCGCUGCUAUUUAUUCCUUGGCACAUAUAGGCCAGAUGUCUCGCACCGAACACUCCCAAAAGCAAGCUCUUGCACUCUACUUCGAAGGACUCUACAACUUUUUGAAUCUUUUAUUUGCUUGGUUUGGAUUGGCAAACUACUACAUUUUUUUUGUACUACUAUCAUCCUCACUCAAAGACCCAUCUCUGAAAAUGCGCAAGGCGAUCACAAUCAUCAAUACUUUAUUACACUAUCUCUAUACUGGAACUUUGAAAGGGUGCUUUUUGCUAUCCAUGGGAAACCGGCCACAAGGGGCCAAGUGGAAAUAUAUUUCUGCUAUGAUAAUUUUUGGAUGCCUUGCACUCUACAUGUUGGUCGCGUGUGUGUUGAUUUUAGUCAAAGCUGUCAACUUAUUCGCUCCACCCUUGACAGUCAAGGGUGGAGCGAAUGCCACCCUGUAUGCGCAAGUCGUCAUUUCAUUGAUUGCUACUUUCGGUUCUUGGAUCACGUCAAGUGUCCUGGCGCUAGAUCCGUGGCAUUUGCUAACCUGCAUGUUGCAGUAUUUGUUAUUGGCCCCAGCAUAUAUCAACGUACUCAACGUCUAUGCAUUCGCAAACCUUCAUGAGUUUUCUUGGGGAACAAAGUACCAGAACAUCAUAUUAACCGACCUGGGAGUGGCAGUCUUUGCUGGCGAUUCGAAAGUAGAGAUCACAUGCCCGCUGGAGCAGAAAGAUCUUGACCAGACAUAUGGCGAAGCGCUGAUGAACCUGAAAACUCGGCCGAAAUUGGUCGAAAAGAACCGGUCGGACAAGGAGAAAGAAGCUCUAAAGCAAGACUAUUACAAAAGCGUCCGAACAAACGUUGUCCUGCUCUGGACGCUCGCCAACGGUAUCGUGGUCGCUUGCAUGUUGGAUGGCGAUGUGAGAAGCUCCUUUGCUUUGGGAAAAGCCAGCUUGAAGGUCCGGCUAUACAUGAUCAUCAUUCUUGGCUUUGUAGCCUUCAUGGCGCUGAUCCGUCUCGGCGGAUCAACAAUCUACCUCGGCAUCCGGCUGUUUGCCGGCUGA
This is a messenger RNA of Puccinia triticina, 1692 nucleotides long. RefSeq lists its product as uncharacterized. Gene Ontology annotation, cellular component: cell periphery; cell septum. Gene Ontology annotation, molecular function: chitin synthase activity. Bases 1 to 1692 code for a protein of 563 amino acids. The record is from RefSeq and is a predicted model, not a curated record. The transcript has 13 exons. Lineage: Eukaryota; Fungi; Basidiomycota; Pucciniomycetes; Pucciniales; Pucciniaceae.